Closterium sp. NIES-67 is the source of this 1239-nucleotide messenger RNA. The record is from the annotation of a GenBank genome assembly. Lineage: Eukaryota; Viridiplantae; Streptophyta; Zygnematophyceae; Desmidiales; Closteriaceae.
AUGGUGUGAUGUGAUGCUGUAUUUAGUUAGUACGUUCCAGCACGCCCAUGGCUUCGGUUUGGAAUGUUCAAACAGAGCUCAUUUCAUAAUUUUAUGCCCUUCACGCCAGGGAAUGCCGAGCUUGCCAGCCAGCAAGGUUACGUACACAUGCCGCUUUCUCUUUUCUCAAGUCGAGAGAUGCAGCUUUCAUCCGCUUCACUGCCGUCAUGAAGCCUUAUCACGUUCCGUAUAAAGACUGCGUAAGGAUAGCCUGAGUCAAUGUCGCAGUGAACAACAUAAUCACGAUAUGCUUUCUUUACAGAUGAGUUGCGGUUAUCCCAGCGGAAGUCUUAUUUCAGCCGCUCGUCGUCCGAUCAUUGAAAGAUCUUUCUUUGUGCAGCUCAAGCCGUUGAAGGGGUAUCUUGAAGCUGCAAAUCGCCGGCGUCGGGACGCCGUCUAUCGUGCCCGUGAAGUGAGGAAGACGAUGUACAGCAUGGCUUCAGCCGAAGGAACAGCUACAUUGACGGGAAAGGAUUCAUUUGUCGACAAUCCCAAGGUCGUCCAUGCGAAAGAUGAAGGAGCGAAGACUUCAAGCAGCGAUACUAAGGAAUCUCCAAUGGUCUAUGACCGUGCCAGUGACCGUGAGCUGUCCCCGAUUGAAGGCUACCCCGGAAUUCUCGUUAAGGCGCUCCGUCCCACUUCCAUGAUCUUCAGAUUCUCAGCGGGAUUCAUUGAGCCAGCUCACCAUCAUACACUGACUCAUGACGUGUACCUGAUUUCUGGACGCCAGAUCGUUCAGAACGUGACGAAAGGAACCACUCUUGAGGUUAAUGCAGGCGACUUCCUGUCUACGCCUGGAGGAGACGUGCAUCGUGUGCUGUACCUGACGGAUGCUGAGCUUUUUGCCAAGUUUGAUGGAACGGAUGACAUGGCUCUUCCUGAGAAGAAUAAGUUGGAGAUUGUUGAAACCGUGGAACAGGCUCGAGAGGCUUUAGGUGACUGGAAUCAACGCAUUGGCGAGAAGUAAGCUUGGUUGGGUAGGUAUUGCACAGAAACUGUCAUGGAUGUGUGAGAUCUGACUCUUUCCCUACUCACAGAAGCUGAUGGAAUGCCGUGGAUGAUCAAUUAUGGCCUGUAUAGAUUCGGGUGACAAUAUGUAGUCCGAGACAUGCGAAAGGUGGAAUGCCAGAUGCAGGUUGUUGAAAAGGAAUCCGAGAUGGAUGAGGAUGGUUGGAUUGAACUUGGAAACCCACAAGACGG